Molecule: messenger RNA, 3439 nt
Organism: Lolium rigidum
Lineage: Eukaryota; Viridiplantae; Streptophyta; Magnoliopsida; Poales; Poaceae
Product: filament-like plant protein
Exons: 6
Coding region: 528-3143 (871 amino acids)
Source: RefSeq, a predicted model, not a curated record
CCCUUCUUCCUCUUUCCCACUUUGCUUCUCUUCUCCUCCUCCUCGUCCCCUGUCGCCGCUUCGAUCUGUUACCAGUUCGAGGGCGGUCGGGCAAUGUGAUUCCUUCUCUUGCUUCCAUAUCAAGAGGUUAGUCCAAGAAAGAAAGAGGAUUUAUUUCUCGAGGGGACGGGAGGGCGGUGGGGUGGCCAGCCGAUUGAUAGGGGAAGAAACGGGUUCACACGGUUCAUGUGAAGAAGGGAUGAUGCCCUCCCCCUCCAUGCGACGGGAUUAAUUGCGCCCCCAGUAUCGGUACCUAAGCCCUGCAUUUGGUGGUCUCCAAUAAACCAAGGGAACAACUGUAGAUCGCCGGGGUUGGGUCUCAAAGCACAAGUGUAGGAGAGCACCCAAGGGGAGAGUGUGAGCUCCACUUCGGCGUCAUCACACUUUGAGCGUUAAUUCGAUGACCAGGUCUCAAGCUUGAGUUCCACUGCGGUGGUUUGCGAGAUUACUAUAUUUGUCUAGCUCAAAUUUUCAAAAAGAGAGGAGCGAUGGUGGAGGAUGGAAUGACUCAUCUGGAUGCCAAACCUAUCUCCAGUGGUGCUUCCCCAAAUCAUAGCCAAUCACCUGAAGCUCGCUCAAGAAUUAUAAAUGAUGAGAAUCAAGAAACUGAAGCAGGAAAAUCCUCAGGUGAUAAGCUAGCAUUGACGACAAUGCUAAAUGAUUCUUCCCUGCAGCUUGGUCAAUUACCACCACCAGAGGGCUCUGUGAAGAGCUUGAGUGAGAAGCUUUCCGCUGCUCUUUUGACUAUCAAUGCUAAAGAUGACUUGGUGAAGCAGCAUGCAAAAGUAGCAGAAGAUGCUGUAGCAGGCUGGGAACAUGCUGAGGCGGAAGUUAGUAACCUGAAGCGGCUACUUGAUGCUUCAUCUCUGAAGAAUACCUCUCUGGAGGAUCAAGUCAGCCACUUGGAUGGUGCCCUCAAGGAAUGUGUCAGGCAGCUUCGCCAGGCACGAGAAGAACAAGAGGAGAAAAUCCGUGAUGCAGUUGCUAAGAAGUCCCAGGAGUUUGAGUCUGAGAUGUCUGAGCUCCAGAACAUUAUUGCUGACCUGAAACAGCAGCUAGAAGCCUCUGAUCUGCAGGAAAAACUUCAGGUAGCAGAGAAAGAGAGCAAAGAUCUCAAGAUCGAGAUGCUCACGCUGUCCAAGGAAUUGAAGAUACUUGCACUGGAACGAGACCUGAGCAACCAAGCAGCAGAGACUGCGAGCAAACAACACUUGGAAAGUGUAAAAAAAGUUACAAGAGUCGAGGCGGAAUGCCGUAGGUUGCGCCAUGUGACACGUAGAACUUCCUUAGCCAAUGAUUCUUGUAGGCCUGUUCUAAACAAUGCUUGCAUGGAAUCUCUGACUGAUAGCCAGUCUGAUAGUGGAGAGCAUAUGCUAGCCAUUGACAGUGAAAUAAAAAAUUCUGAUUUGUGGGCCUCAGCUCUGGUAGCAGAACUCGAUCAGUUCAAAAACAGCAAUGAGGGCACAAGACAUCUUGUAAACAAUCCCAUUGAGAUUGACAUGAUGGAUGACUUCCUUGAGAUGGAAAAGCUGGCUGCAUUGCCUGAAGCAGACCACACAAGCUCUAGCGUUGGAGCAGAAACUGAUUCUGACCAGACUGUGACCAGAGAUAUAUCAAGAGUCGAAACUGAAGCAGUACAGCUCCAGAUGAUAGAAUUGCAAGAAAAGGUUGGAAAGAUCGAACACGAGAAAAAGGAGCUUGAGAUGGCCUUUGCAGAGGCUAGAAAUCAGCUUGACAAAUCACGUGACACCCUCAUGGCAGCUAACAACAAGCUGGUUGACUUACAGAUGCAGUUAAAUCUGGCAAAUGAGUCAAAAAAUGCUGCUUUGGGACAAGCUGAACGGUUCGAUGGUGAGAGGAAAUCUCUGGCUUUGCAGGUGGAGUCAAAGUCAGCAGAAGUUGAGAAGCUUCAGGAUGUUGUGGCUUCAUUGGAAGAAAGUGGGGAUAGGAAAGAGUUGGAGUUGCAAUUAGAAUCCACUUCUGUAGAGGUAGCAAAUCUUCGGAAUGCCAUGGCAAUCUUGGAAGAGAAGAUUGACGCAGAGAAAACUCUGUCUGCGCAGCACAAAGCAGCCUCAAAUAUGGCAGAGGCAGCUAAAGACUCAUUGGAGGCACAGUUGCGGUCCGCACAAAAAGAAAUAGGGCAACUGAGAGGAAUUAUGGAAACACUGAAGAGCGAGGUGCAAAUGGAGAAAAUGCAUCACAAAGAGCUUCUGGCACAAAUAGAGGCUAUGAAGACUGAAUCAGAGAGAACAUGUUCGGUGGAGUCUGCCAAAGAAUCGUUAGAGGCUCAGCUCCUGGUAGCAAACUCAGAAAUCGCAAAGUUGCAUGUAACUGUGAGUGCACUGGAGUGUGAUGCAGCAAAGGAGAGGGAGUAUUCUUCAGAGAUCAAGAUGCAACUAGAGGCAGUGGAGGGCAUCAGAAAGGUUUUGGGGUCCGAGCUUGAGUCUGCACACCAGGAGACCAUGAAGCUCCAGGAGAAGGUGUUGUCAUUGGAAACGAGGCUUAAGGAUCAGAUUGCAUUGCUGGUAGAGUUGACUGCCAAGGCAGAGGAUGCUGUGUCGGGGAGAAGGGUAAUGGAAGGUCAGCUUGAAGUAGCAAAUCUGGAACUCGCGAAACUGACAAACAAGGUGACCUUGCUGCAAGGGAAGAUUGAGCAGGAGAAGCUGCUCUCGGAAGAGUAUGAAGCAAAGUGCCGCAAAUUGGAGGCUCAGCUGUCAAGGGACACUCGGGAGGCAAAGCUUUGGCGACUCGCCAACACAAAUGGUGACCUGAAGUUCAAGCAGGAGAAAGAAAUCGCCAGUGCUGCGGGGAAACUCGCGGAGUGCCAGAAGACGAUCGCUAACCUUGGCCUUCAGCUCAAGUCACUGACGGACCUUGACGGUGUCGCGACCCAGCCUGAAAAGCUGGAAUCCAAGGACACUCUGCUGGACUUCAGAGAAGGUGGUGCUGAGCCGCUCGCCGAUGAACUAUACAGUCUGGAUCUUCCAAGGAACAACGGGAGCCGCAUCUCGCCUGUUCCUGCGGUCGAAUCCCCGUCGCGGUCCUCGUUUUUCUCGGGCGGUUUAUCAUCGAUUAGUAGCUACAGGAGCAAAGCUAGAAAGUGAGAUCUGAUGGGGAAGAGAUUGUGCAUAAGUUAUCUAACUGUUUCGGGAUGUUGUUGUUAUCAGUGGUCACCUGGUGGUAGAUGAGACUCCAUGGUCACCCGGAUUUGUGCUGCCCUUUUGGAAAUCCUGUCAGUUUUUUUACUUUCUCCUUGGUGUUUUGGUAUUCAACUGUUACUGCAGAUGCAGCUGCUACUUGUAGGCUCGCAGUAAAAUGUUACCCAACAGCAAACAAACCUUUGUCAAAUGCUUCGAGUGGUAAAAACUAGAAUUACGUUAUGUAGUUCACCGUUUUGCUU